AUGGCUAGAUCUGAUAAGGAAGGGGAAGGGGGGGAGAAGAAAUGGACCCCGUUGGCUUUGGUUAUUGAAAGCCUUAGGAGGGACCUCUUGAAUGUGCUGAACUCUGUGGAGUUUUCCAACCCAUCUGAAUCGGCAGAGGAUGUGCUCAUCUAUAAUAAUGCAAACAACCAUCCAUCUAUAUCUGUUCAUGAAAUAGGGCUUGGAGCCAUUCUUCUCAAACCACCAACUUCUCCUGCAGACAUCAGAGCCAGUGGACAAGGCUCCUGA
Prunus armeniaca (apricot) is the source of this 267-nucleotide messenger RNA. The record is from the annotation of a GenBank genome assembly. NCBI's taxonomy places the organism in Eukaryota, Viridiplantae, Streptophyta, Magnoliopsida, Rosales, Rosaceae.